AAAGUCUGUUAGAACCAUCUUUUAUGGAUGCGGCACGUCCAAAUUGUUUUUCAGAUUUCGCGAAUUCGUCAAACGUUUCCGUCCAUUUUUACACCGAAAUAGCAUUGCCCUUCAGAACAGUCCAACCUCGUUUCAUCAAUUUCAAGCCGAAUGUGCCAACAUUGGAAGCUUGUGCAAUCUCCUGCCAAGCUGGAUUUGCACACUCGGCUCAAGAUGCUUUCGAUAUGAAAUGCCAGUUCUUCUUUUUCAAUGACACGAAUCUGAAUUGUUAUAUGGGUAACCUGGAAUUUAAGAGCAAUGCAUUACAGUCCACGGACGACUCAUUUAUUACCCUGUUCAUACAAACCGCCAUUUUGGAGGAAAUCAGCAACGGAGAGGAUUUCUCACAUGAACAGUUCAAUCCCUCUUGGAGCUCGUAUAUUUACCGGAAAGCCACACGUUCUGCCACAACAGCGAUCCAAUGUGGAGCACUUUGUAUCUUUGAAACGGGUCCCUGUAACAUUGCCAUAACGGAUGUUUCGACCCAUACAUGCUAUCUAGGGGAUUGGUACAUCAACAGUACAGAAUUUGAAAGCUUCACAAUCAUUGGAGGGGUGAGCCAUCGCAAGCCCCAGCUCGGCGUGGUUUUCGGCGGAAUAAAUGAGUUGUUUGAACCUUCGAAAACAUCGGAUGUGAUUGACGAGUUCAGAACCAUUUGUCAGUACCCAGCAAUUCCUACGAUGCCAAAUCCUGUGAGCUCUCAAGCUGGGUUAUAUUUGAAGUCCAACGAGGAGAUUAUAUACUGUGGGGGCAUUAAGCAACAAACUUUAUUUGAUGAUUGCUACAAAUUAAAGUUGAGAAGUGACAUCCCAAAAUGGGAGUUAUUCAACUCUGAUCAAAUCCCAAGCCUGAAUGUUCAGUUAGCCGAAGUCAACAACAAUUUUUAUGCAAUUGGAGGGUAUAUUAAGCCACAUAUGCUACGCAGAGUAUCUGAAUUCGACAAAAUAACCGAACAAUGGGCUCCCAAAAGUUCGCUUCCAAGGCCUCUAAGUAUGCACUGUGUCGUCGUUUUGAAUGCCGAAAUCUGGAUUAUCGGGGGUCUAUCGGAAAACAUGACUUUGGUCAGACAAACAACCAUAUACAAUCCUGCCACCGAUUCUUUUCGCACACCUGGAAUAACGGGGGAACUCAACGUUGCCCGAUACAACCUCGUUUGUGGCGUAAUUAAAGACCCGAAAACCAACCACGAUUGGGUCCUUGUUAUGGGCGGAAGGGCUCUUGGUUCUUUCGCGUCAAUGAGAACAAUAGAAUAUUUUGACGUCCAGGAGAACCAAGAAUGGAAAAUUCUCACCACUCAGGUUCCCUUCUAUGAGACGAAUGCCACCUUAGCCCUUGGAGGAGGCUCCGGAGGUGGAUUCAUCAAGUUUGGCCCUUCUCGAUACAUGUUGAUCUUGGGUUCGACCACCGACCAAAACAUGUCGAAUUCCAACUUGGUCAUGUGGAACAAGGACAUUGGCCAAUUCCAUCAUAUCAUCAGUGCUAAAUUGCAAAACGAAAGAUACAUGGCCUCGGUUGUUCAAAUUCCACUUCAUACCCGGUGGACUUGUCUACCCAUGGGAAACGAUUGGGUCAAGAUGGUGGAGCAAAACACGGACCACUUUUUCCAGCCCCUGCAACUCACAGGUUAUGCAAACACGGAAGACACCAUCAUAUCUAACUUGGACACAUUGGAACUAUACAAGUCUUGCAAUGACUUUUACCACUUGCGAUUGGUGUGGCCCGAGUUGGGAUAUUUCAACGAAUGGCGACAAAAGAGUAACUUCAUCAAUCCUGGUCCUGUUUUGGAUUACCAAGCCAUUGCUGUGAGGUACCCGAAUUUCUUUGGGGGCCUCAUUCACGUCAACGACAAUGCCCAGCCUGACGGACAUCCUGAUGAUACUUAUUUCAAAGGCGAUACCCGAACUUUUGGAACUUUUGGCCAAUAUGCCGUGGGACGUUAUUCCAAUGGACCGGACAAUCGAAUGCCUGGACCCGUGGGCAAUGAAGGAACUGGAGAUAUUCCCAUCUCCGUGGACAAGCUCAUUCUUUUUGUAAAAAAAGAUUGUUAGUGUGAUGAACUCUGGGACAAUAAGGUUGAGAUAUUGUUAAAAAGAUUUCCAUUUCGAUUCAUAUAGACAUGUCUGUUUCAUCAGAAUUGCAAUGUGACCCUUUCGGUGUUCUGUUCCAAUGUAUUGAAAAAAUAUAGUACGUUAGA
This is a messenger RNA of Tigriopus californicus, 2233 nucleotides long. RefSeq lists its product as uncharacterized. Lineage: Eukaryota; Metazoa; Arthropoda; Copepoda; Harpacticoida; Harpacticidae. The transcript is spliced from 8 exons. The record is from RefSeq and is a predicted model, not a curated record. Bases 24 to 2087 code for a protein of 687 amino acids. Gene Ontology annotation, molecular function: protein binding.